This is a messenger RNA of Aureobasidium subglaciale EXF-2481, 759 nucleotides long. RefSeq lists its product as uncharacterized. The record is from RefSeq and is a predicted model, not a curated record. The transcript is spliced from 5 exons. Gene Ontology annotation, molecular function: RNA binding. The coding region runs from base 1 to 759 and encodes 252 amino acids. NCBI's taxonomy places the organism in Eukaryota, Fungi, Ascomycota, Dothideomycetes, Dothideales, Saccotheciaceae. Gene Ontology annotation, cellular component: nucleolus.
AUGCCUGCCCCAACCGCUCUUCAGCGCGUUGCGCCCGAGGAAAUCGCUCAAAACCUUCACGAGACCCCUUCCGCCGCCAACGACGAGGACGAGUUCAUGAUCAGCACUACCGAUGCCCCUGCCGUCCAGGUCGCCGAUCAGCCUUCCGAAGACACAGCCAUGACCGUCGACUCACAACCUCUCUUUGCCGCUGAGAAGGCCACCAACCAGGUUUACCGCGCGGAAUCCCGUAAGGUCGCUGUUCCUCCUCACCGCUGGACUCCCCUGAAGAACGCCUGGCCCAAAAUCUACCCUCCUCUCGUCGAGCACUUGAAGCUACAAUGCAGAGUCAACAUUAAAUCAAAAGCAGUGGAACUGAGAACCUCUCCUUCAUCAGAAGCUGGCUCGCUUCAGCGUGGAGCAGAUUUCAUCACUGCCUUCACAAUGGGAUUCGAUCUCGACGAUGCAAUUGCUUUGCUCAGACUGGACGAUCUGUACAUCGAGACCUUCGAAAUAAAAGAUGUGAAAACACUUGUCGGUGAACAUAAGGGACGUGCAAUCGGUCGUAUCGCAGGAAAAGACGGAAAGACAAAGCACGCCAUCGAGAACGCAAGCAAGACUCGUGUCGUGCUCGCAGAUUCAAAGAUCCACAUCCUGGGUGGUUUCAAGAACAUCCACAUGGCACGUACUGCCAUUGUGUCCCUCAUCCUGGGUAGCCCGCCUGCCAAGGUCUACGGUAACCUCAGAACCGUUGCCUCAAGAAUGAAGGAGCGCUUCUGA